GAGAUGCUAUCUUUGAAAACUUUAGUUGCGCCCUGUUCCUCGGAGGGUACACAUCUGUUACAUUAAACAACGGGUUUCUGUAUCAAACACGACAAUAGUGCUCAGAGAAUUGUGCUAACACAAGAGUCGCCAUCACAUGCUUUGUAAAGUGCAGGUAGAUGUGGACACUGGUGUAGGAUGUUUAAACAUAACUCGCAUUGUCAACCUAUCGGUUAUAACACGAGCAUUGGUGUAUAGAACACCAGGCAGAGAGCACCAGGUACUUGGGCGAGGGUGCUAGAGAGCUGUGUUGUGGCGGGGUUAAGAAUGAGGACGACAGGCAUCAGGUCUGUGCCCAUCCCUACGCCCCGUACGCAGGUGGGUGCUGGAGGCCCACCUCAGCCCUUGCCCAGGACCAAGUUCUACACUAGCACUGCUCCUACAGUCAACCCACCCCACCAACCUGCCUUCCCCAAACAACACGUCGCUCACAGCUCCAACAAAGACAAGAAUGUAACACUGAAGGUAAUUUAUGAACACAGUCCGCCGCUGAAACAAGAUGAAAGAGCUGAGGUUUCUCAGCCAAGUAAAUCUAAGAACGAGGACGAGUCGGAUCUUUCGGCACAAACUUCAAUAAAUACGUCUGAGUUAGCUACAAGCCGUAGCUCAGCACCUAGAACACCAGCUAGAUGUGCUCCACCAAAACCACCCAGAACUUUCAAUCAUCAAGUAAAUCCUACACAAGACACUACACAUCGUAAUAAAAUAACUGUGAUCUCAAACCGCAAGAUUCCAGACCUACCCAAAUCAACACCUAUCCCGUCUCGCCCAAAACUUAUAGACAUUCUUUACAGACCUAGUCCUUCCCAGAAGGCGGUUUGUGACUCGAAGUUUACUGUCCCUCGAAAUUCUAACUCAGAUCCGAGCCAGGCUGAGACAACAGUGUCCUUACUGAGUACGGAGCGCGAGGGCGCCCUAGGCAACGUGAGAAAUCAAGUGGCUCCAGCCUCCUUGACGUCUAAGGAUGGUCAAGUAUAUGCUACCACUUUACGGGCAGCAGCUGGUAAGACACGGACGUCACAGUCAAGUAUAACAGAGUGUGGUGGUGGACGUGGCGCUACACAGAUAAACAGUUCACAGGGUGUUGAUACGAGACUCCCUAAACACAGAGUGCCUAACAACCGCAAUGUCCCCUUCCCUCCUCCACCUUCAGUACCGCCACCCAGUGUUCCUUCCACUGCUACUUCGAGUCCAAUUGUUCAGCCAGGAAUGUCGUCACGUCCAGAAGUACCCGCGCGUCCAACCGUUGCACAAGUAGCUGCGAUUCAGAAAAGAAAGAAAGACGGGUGGCCAAAAAACUGGAUGAGUGAUCCUUUGAGGAUCUCCUCCAGGUCUCGAGGAACGUCCAUUGGCCCUGCUUCUACCGCCAGAGCUGUCGACCAAGACCCCGUGUACACGCCCGAAGACUUCGAGGACAAUUGCAAGGAAGUCUUCAAAUGUAUUAAAGUCGCAAAGGAUCAUAUGAUUAAAGGACGGUAUUUUCAGGCAGCAAGUGUGUUCCAAGCGGCGCUGACGGCGAUCGACCGGGUACUGAAGGCACAGGUGUUGAGCAUCGUCAAUGAUGAACACACCAGGCAGAGGUUCUUCCACCUGCAGCAAGAGGUGUUCAUUGCCAGGAAGGAGACUCUGAACGGGUUCAGCGAUGCUCAGGCAGCGGCGAGGCCCAUUGGGGAGGUGUCCACCAGCGCCCAGGCUCCAGGGGCGCCGCCCUCAUAUGACGACGUUCUCAGGGAAGACCUCUCACUCUCACGAGAUGAGUCGUCAGGGGCGCCAUCAAGACUACCAUCUCAACCAGAGCCAGCGGCCGUGGGUCAGAGAACAGUGCAGGGAAAUCGAGGAAGACUAAGACGGAGUGCCAGAUCGCUUACUGUUGACGUUACGUCUCGACCAGGCCCUCCACUGCUUCCCCAGCCGGCCAGAUCUUCUUGCGCCACGUCCUCUUCCCUACAGACACGUCAGGCUGGAGUGGAGGUCCUGGUAGACACUUCAGCGGACCCACCUCACCCUCCUCCCUCGUCACAUACAGCGCCUGUCAACCUCACCUUCCAGCCCCUGGUUCCAACCCAAGUAUCGCCUCCAAGACCCAAGUCCAUCAUUCCCUCCCUAGAGAAGCCUAUUCCAGAAACCUCUCCUAGACAACCUGAAGACACAACCUCUUGUCCGGGGUCCUCUCACACCCCCACCAAAACACCAGUUCCAAAACCAAGAACUUCCAGUAAAACAAGCGAACCACCUGUUGUUGAAUCAGGUUCGCCGCCGCCACUUGACGAAGCUAUCUUUUAUCAGGCACAAGCUAUAAAAAAGAUUGAAGAGCAACGAAAAACUGAAGGCUCAAUGGCGGCUGUGGUAGCCGCAACAGCAGAGCCUACAGUCAACGAGGUAGCAGCAGAGAACAGCUCACCAAGUCUAGAAAUACCUAGCAGAUCAUAUUUGAUAACAGGUUCAAAUUGGAGCCAACUUGAUAAUAGUCCAAAAAUCAAUGUAAAAGAUUGUAGAGUUGUUGAAGACGGCGGAGACAAAACUUUGCCCUCGGGUGAAGCUGCUGCCUCUGCUCAGAGAGCCCCAGGUUCCAUAACAUCACAAUCUUUUACCUCUCACAGCUUUAGUAUUAGUGAUCCAUUCACGAAUACAGACCCAUUUUCCCAAGUUGAUACUAACACAAUAAAGAGUGAUUCUGUCUUUUCAGACGAUUACCAGUCACCUUCAAUGUUGGUAUUUAAUAACAUUAACUCGGUCAGUAAAACAGAUACAUGUAAAGUGCCUGUAACAACACCUGCAGAUGCAGGUGUUCUGCGACCAUCUGGUGAAGCUGGCUUUGAAGGUUAUGCCACGCCUCUUGGUGUCAAGCAGGUAAACCGGACCUGUACAGGUUCUCCCCAAGAUGACCGUGGGACACCAGUUCUUGCAGGGGGGAGUUCUAUACUCGAGGCGCUAGAUGUUGCAAUCUGUCGAACUCCAAGCCAUAGGAAAGUUACACCUCAGAACUCCAAGGGUUCCAUACAUUCACGCUCCUACUCUCAAGACACUUUAUUGGAUUGUUCAUAUGGGGCUCUGAAUAAUUAUAUAGAGUCUUCCAAAGGUAUAUGUGCGAGUCGAGCAUCAAUUAUAGAAGAAUUCGAUCCGCUCUUGUCCAGCUCUUAUGAUAACAAGAGUCCAGUUGUGUCUGCUGACCACAAGAAAAACAAAAUUCGUCAUGUUGAAACACAUGUGAAAGAAACUGAAGUGGAUGUUGUGACAGAGCACAGGGUCUAUGAAAACAGUGAGGUAUUCUUGCCUGAGAGAUUCAGCGAGGAAGGAGCAAUGGCCGCCGCUGCAGACUUGUACUACAGUACAAGGGGUGGGGGCGUACCGUAUGAUCUCAACGAGAAAACAGGAUUGAGGGGCUUGCCUGCUGACAUUCCCUGCAACAGCACUGGAGUGGGGGGCUUGCCAUUUGACCCCCUCUACAACAACACUGGAGUGCGGGACUUGUCUGGUGACCCUCCCUGCCACAAUACUGGAAUACAAGACGUGUCUGCUAACCUGUACGACAGUAAGGGACCAUCUCCUGACUCUCCUAACGCGAUAGGCACCAGGUCAUCCGUCUCCUCUUCCACGGGUUCUUGUGUAUCGUGGCCACCUGAGCGUGUCAAGAAUGCGUCGUGGUCGCCCCAGCCACUCACCCCGCCGUCAGCAGACACUUCAGGAGAUGACAGUACACGGAUGCCAUGGAGCUCUGAAACAGGGGAGCCGCAGGAAACCGGUGUGGGGCGCUCAGCCUUCUAUCGUCCUCUUGCCACUCAGAAGGUGUGUGUUGAUGGACGGGGGGAGAACCGGGGCGGAACGGGCAGUGAGGCCGGGCUCAGAGACCUCCUAAAGAUCACUGAGGGAGUCAAAAUCUUUUUCAUCUACACUGACGGGGUCGUCACCUCGCCCUGGAACAAGCCAUUCCUCGCUGCAUCCAAAGACACCAGCAUGGCGUGGUACGUGGGGGAGGGUGUGGUGCUCAGGGUCGGCAGCAAGCUGUGGUCGUGUCAGCUCCACAGCAAGUCCACCCUCGUCUUGAGGACCUUGUCUGGCACUUACAUCUUUAAAGACGUUGCUGGCAAGCAUAACUGCCAGGCGGUGGGGAUACAGGUGCCAAGCAAAGUGAGGAAGACCCAGCACCAGCUGCUGAGUAAUAUCCUACGGGAGAACACGCUCCUGGAGGACGAGCGACCCACCGGACUCACCAAGGCCAUCUCCAAGGGAGCAUCCUCGGCAGCAUCCCGGGUCAACCAGUUUGUUAACGACAAGUCCAGGACCACCAACACGGCCUUCAUCAGGCAAAACUCCAUCAGAGCCUUGAGAGGCAUGUCUAGAGGUCUGAAGACCCUGGCAGAACGAACAGGGAGCACCAUGCCAGAGCUGCCACCAGAGUACCAAGAACUGCAAGAGGCUGCCAAUGUUCUUCAGUUCUCUCGCACUGCUAAGGCAGUUCAGUACAUCUAAUUUCAAGUUCAGAGUGACCAUUGAUCUAUUAAAGAAAUUACAAUUUUUAUUCUGUCCUGGUAUUAAUGUUGUCAUCCACCUUUAUAUUAUGCUCACAGUGUUAGAAACAUAAUAAUGAUUGGAAAAACAGCCCUUAUAACUAGAUAUUUAUGCAUUAUGCCUGUUUUAUGGUACAUUAAUGAACAAAAUAUUGCUCUCUCCCUCACCUCAUCAAAGUAGAAAAUUAGCCAAUACUGUAAUUAUGAUUGAAGCUCAAUAGUUAACAUGUUAUUUCUUUGCAAUAAUAGGCAAAACAAAUUAGAUAUAAUAAUGUGUAUACUCUGUAUAAUGAUUACAAUCAUGACCAUGUACUCGUUACAAUGAUCUACCUGUUGUCAAAUAUUAACAAUAUCUAAAAUAUUAAUGAUUUUCCACACAAUUAUGUAAACUUCAUUUACUUCUUAAUAGUAAUUAAAACUUAUCAUAAUUUCUUUUAGUGA
Procambarus clarkii (red swamp crayfish) is the source of this 4988-nucleotide messenger RNA. Its product is annotated as mucin-5AC. NCBI's taxonomy places the organism in Eukaryota, Metazoa, Arthropoda, Malacostraca, Decapoda, Cambaridae. The record is from RefSeq and is a predicted model, not a curated record.